Spodoptera frugiperda (fall armyworm) is the source of this 1851-nucleotide messenger RNA. RefSeq lists its product as uncharacterized. The coding region runs from base 124 to 1851 and encodes 575 amino acids. The record is from RefSeq and is a predicted model, not a curated record. NCBI's taxonomy places the organism in Eukaryota, Metazoa, Arthropoda, Insecta, Lepidoptera, Noctuidae. The transcript is spliced from 3 exons.
CAUUAAUUGAAACCUGUCAAUGUUUGUUUGUGGAAACUGACAUUGCAUUUGUAUUUGAUAAAUAUUUACUUUUAUUUAAUAAGAUUUUUACUUUAUUUAUGUGUAUUACGCUAACCCAGGAUAAUGGGUAAAGGAGCAGUGUUUAUUGUCUGCUGCAGCUUUGUUAUAAUAGGGGUCUUCAUCGUAAUGUGUUACUUGAUGAGCAAAGUAAACCCGCCGCCUUUAGUUCGGGAUCCGCUACCACCACCACCUAAAAAUGUAGGAAGGAGUUAUUUGUACGAUUCGCUAUUUGACAAUCCCACGAAAGAGUACGGGAAAUAUAGAUUAUGGAAGUCUGAAGAAGGAUCAUUAGCGGACAUUGCAACAUUUAGCACUGCUCAAAUAUUAUUCGAUCAAGAAUACAACACUCUCUGGACAUUCCCGACGGUGAGAAUAAUAAACCCAGCACCACCUGGCACGGUAAUAAAUCGAACAACGCCAUUACCCAUACUAAAAGUGUUAAACAAAACUGAAGAAGUCGAUAGAGAAACCACAACGGCCGGUGUAAAUGGUACUCUAAUAUUAAUACCAGUCAAAAGAUCAGUAAAAGAAUUCAAAAAAAUCAAAGGAGAAAUCAAUUCUGUAAUACUUAGGAUUAUAGACGAUAGUGGACAAUUUAAUAUUGAAAUUAAAAUUGGAUCAAACGGUUCGUAUUGGAAGGGAGAUGAGAAGAAUCGGGUAAAGAAAAAACCUACUUUGAGUAUGUAUUUGAAGACAAAAAAUGAUGAUAUUUAUGAAGAAGCUGAUUUAGCAAAAGGUGAUGGUAAUGAACUAAAUUCUGAUUCUGUUGACUUGUCAAUGCAUGAUAAAUAUGACAAGACUUUUGGCAACAAAACUAAAUACCUGAAAGACUUAAAUCAAAUGGACAAAAAUGGUACUGCUACAGAUAUAAGUAUCAACGGUACUUUUAAUUAUAACGAUACUUCAAAAUAUAACUCCACUUAUAUUGAUGACGGCAGUAAUGUUACGGCUUAUACUUUAGACUACAACAGUACAGUGGAAGACGUCCCACAUGAUGAGAACAGUAUUGAUAUGAAUGCUACUGAAACUUUACAAAGACAUACUACAAACACUAUCAAAGAUUAUUAUGAUAUACCUAUUCCAGAAAAUUACACUACUCUAGCUCCUCACGUCACUAAUGAUAAUGUUGAUUUGAAAGAUGUUAUAGAUGUUGAUGAUUCUCUAAGCAGUAACGACACUUAUAAUGCUACGAUAAAUCGCACCAUGCAGUUGGAAGACAAUGCGACAUCUAACAUAGUACAAUACACUAAUAACACUCUGAAGAAACCUGCACUUUACGCUAAUAACAAUCCGUAUACAUUUUUCUUUGAGAACGCAACAAAAUUCCCAAGUCCUGCUUAUUCCAAAACAUUUGAGUUUAUUGAUAAUGCUUUGUCGAAAGUUAUAAAGAAAGGUAACGCAACGAAGAAGUACAAAGGUGACAUUUACGGUUUUACUAUUACCGAGGCUACGAAACAUAAUAUGGAUAUCGAUAAUCUAAUACCUAUGGAGAAUGUCAAUCCUAAUGUAGACAAUACAGUAACUAUAACAGAAAUACCUGUGACAAAGAAAAGUUUAAUCACACCGUUUGAAUUAUCAACUCAUGCAAAAACCACGAUUCUAUUUAAAGUGAACAUCAAAAACAACAAUUCAUUGCAAAUCAAAAGAACAAUUCAAAAAGACAAUGAUACGAUGUUAAAAAUUAAUAAAUCGGGGAAGUAUAAGAAUUUACCGAUAGUGCUUCUAAAGUCUAAGGAAUUUGCCCUGGACAGUGGAUCCGAUCAGGGCUCAGCAGUUAAAGAUACAAGAUGA